Messenger RNA from Pundamilia nyererei, 1648 nucleotides. RefSeq names its product alpha-L-fucosidase 1. The transcript has 8 exons. Gene Ontology annotation, molecular function: alpha-L-fucosidase activity. Gene Ontology annotation, cellular component: lysosome. Bases 250 to 1596 code for a protein of 448 amino acids. Gene Ontology annotation, biological process: glycoside catabolic process; fucose metabolic process. Lineage: Eukaryota; Metazoa; Chordata; Actinopteri; Cichliformes; Cichlidae. The record is from RefSeq and is a predicted model, not a curated record.
AGAAAAACUCAACCACGUGAUAGUGACUCCGAGUCAUAUGACGGAAAUGAAACUGUUACAGUUUAGCGGAAAGGAUAUAAAACGUCGUCGUAUUACCGAGCUGUCUGUGGGACAUUUGGACUUUGUGCAGUGAUACUUUGUGUUGUUCCGUUUCUGGACACACAGUCAGGGGAACUGUAAAUGUGACGCUCCUUCAACAUCCUCAUUCGAGCAGCUGCAGUUUGCGGGGAAGCUCACCUGUCUGUCAUCAUGCUAACCGUGUUUGUUGUUGUCGUUGCUCUUGUUUCUCAAACUGCGGCUCACUACACCCCGGACUGGACGAGCCUGGACGCCAGGCCGUUGCCUUCAUGGUACGACGAAGCCAAACUGGGAAUUUUCAUCCACUGGGGCGUGUUUUCUGUGCCCGGCUUUGGCAGCGAGUGGUUCUGGUGGCACUGGCAGGGCCAGCAGCCCCCGGACCAGAAAUAUGUGAACUACAUGUCCCAGAACUACCCACCAGGCUUCACCUACCCAGAGUUUGCUCGUCAGUUUCACGCGCAGUUCUUCAAUCCGGAUGAGUGGGCGGAUAUUUUCAAAGCUUCUGGUGCAAAGUAUGUGGUCCUGACUGCCAAACACCACGAAGGGUUUACUAACUGGGAGUCUCCAAACUCAUGGAACUGGAAUUCUGUUGAUACUGGUCCUCACAGGGACCUGGUGGGAGACCUGGCAGAGGCAGUGCGCAACAGGUCACUGCACUAUGGACUCUACAAUUCCUUGUAUGAGUGGUUCCACCCUCUCUAUCUCAUUGACAAGAAGAAUGGCUUCAAAACGCAGGAGUUUGUGCUGCAGAAACUACUUCCAGAGCUUUAUAACAUGGUUGUAAGGUAUCGACCUGAAGUCAUCUGGUCUGACGGAGACUGGGAAGCACCUGACACCUAUUGGAACUCUACCGAAUUCUUGGCCUGGCUCUACAACGACAGCCCGGUUAAAGAUACCGUUGUGACUAAUGACCGAUGGGGAGCUGGCUGUGCCUGUAAACAUGGCGGCUACUACAACUGCGAGGACAAGUACACGCCGGGCCAGCUGCCCACACACAAGUGGGAGAAAUGCACAUCUGUGGAUACUCUUUCCUGGGGUUACCGUCGAAACAUGAAGAUGAACGAACUUUUGCCAUUGGCUGCGAUUAUCGAGGAUCUGGUCCGCACUGUGGCUUUUGGGGGUAACUACCUUCUGAAUGUGGGUCCCACACCUGACGGGAUGAUCCCCCCUUUGUUUGAGGAGAGGCUAAGAGGUCUUGGAGACUGGCUGGAGGUCAACGGGCAGGCCAUUUACUCUUCCAAACCCUGGAGGGUGCAGUCAGAAAACACCACUGUACCAGUUUGGUAUACAUCUAAGGGGUUGACAGUCUAUGCCAUCCUAACAGCCAAACCCCCGAUGAGCACAGUGAAACUGCUGGCACCCAAAGCUUCAGCCAUCACACAGGUGUUCUUGGUGGGGAAUCCCACACCUUUAUCUUGGGCCCCAGUCAACCCUGGUGGUGGCCUUGUUGUCCUUUUGCCAGAGCUGCCUUACACUCCUGCUCAGGCAUGGACGCUUGAACUGGACUUAGUGCAGUAAGCCAGCGGUCCCCAACCCCCGGGCCUCAGACCGGUACCGGUCCGUGAGUCGU